Messenger RNA from Daphnia magna, 1207 nucleotides. Its product is annotated as tetratricopeptide repeat protein 36. NCBI's taxonomy places the organism in Eukaryota, Metazoa, Arthropoda, Branchiopoda, Diplostraca, Daphniidae. Gene Ontology annotation, molecular function: protein binding. The record is from RefSeq and is a predicted model, not a curated record. Bases 457 to 1008 code for a protein of 183 amino acids. Gene Ontology annotation, biological process: cilium assembly. The transcript is spliced from 4 exons.
GCUCGCUCCCUCCGAUAAUGCUUCAACCAUGUUGAAACCUGAUGCACUACGACGCAAAAGGGUAUCCUUUCCUAGUCCAAAUCCCGCUUGGUGCAGCACUUUCGGAGAGAGCGAGGUUCGCGAAAAGGGGCGUGGCACGUGGGGCAUGGUUUAUUUACAGGCAUUUUACAUGGAGUUCUCAAACCAUGUUAUCUAUGAUUCUGCCUUGGGUAUUGAAAUUAAAAUGCCUUUUGUUGAACUCCUAGAAGGUGGUGCAACAGGUCGUUAGUACAUACAGGUGAAUAUCUGUAACUUUUGUUACCUAGGAUAGAAACUUCAGAUCUAGAAGGAGCCUACCGCAAGCCGCAAGUUUCUAUCCUUUCCCCGUUAAACUUUGCUGCCUUCAAAACACUUGUGUUCUACUUGAGAGACUGUAGCAGGCUGCUUAUUCAAGCUUCGUAGGUUUGCCCUGAUAGAAUGGCCACUUCCAAUGACCGGGCAAUUUUGAACAGCAUUAUUAACCCCUUGCUUCCAAGUGAUGAAUUUGUAUCACAUAAUGUUGUGCAAGAUGACACUGCUGACACAGAUGACUCUGAAGGUGUAAAAAUGGCAAAAGAAUUUGAGAAACAAGGGGUUAUAUUUGCUGAAUCUGGUAGAAUGGACCAAGCCUUGGAAAUGUUUGGCAAAGCUGUUGAUUGUUCACCAAUGUGGGCAUCAGCUUAUAAUAAUAGAGCUCAGGCUUUGCGUCUUCUGAAAAGAAAUGAAGAAGCUAUGAAAGAUCUGGAUACAGCCAUAGAACUCAGCCAUGGCAAAGGAAAAGCUGCAUGCCAGGCCUACUGCCAAAGGGCUAUGCUCCACCAUUACACAGGAAAUGAAGAUCUUGCUCUCAUGGAUUGGGAAUCUGCUAGUAACCUUGGGAGUCAAUUUGCUAAGAAUCAGCUUACUCAAAAGAAUCCAUAUGCUGCUCUAUGCAAUAAAAUGUUACAUGAUGUUUUUAAUAAUCUCAGGCAAGGGACCCAGAUUAAGUAAUUACCUACUAAUUAGGUAAUAUGAUGCUCAAUUAUCAAAACGUAAGAUUUAACGAUAAAUGUUCCAUAACGAAUCUCUAAAUAGGCGAUGGAGAGAAUAGUAAUGUGUAUUCGACCUAGUUGGUAAGCGGUGUACCUUGAUAUUACUUGUAUCAAUCUAUAUUUUGGAUGUUAAAAUUAUAAAUAAACGUUUAAACAAG